AUGCCUCCAAAGAAAUCCAAAAGCCGAAAAGUCUCUGCGAGCGGGGUUACUGCCGAAGCAUUGACGCGGUGGAAGAAUGUGCGUGGUCGUCGGGGCGGCCUGAAGAGCAUGAUCAAUAUGCCAAUGGACGUCAUCCAGGAGAGGAGCUCCGCGUAUCUAUGGAAGGACGCCUUGAAGAAGGUCGAUGGACUCCCUUCUUGUCCGGAGGGAUGGAUCGAACCCGCAUGGGUGUCCCUCGUCUUCUCUCCGUAUUGUACCGCUUGCGGCGAGGGCAAAGCUGCGGCAGUAGCUUGGGAGUUUCUCGCCCGAUUUUGCACGAGUUGUAGGGAUAAAAUGGUCGUCGCCGAGAAUAAGUUGCGUCUCACACAUGAACAGUGUCGACACUUCGGCAUGAUUUCAAAAGAGGCUUUCAUCAAAGCACCGGUAACUGGGUUCAAACGACACUGCUAUAUGUGGUCACAAAUUCUUGAAGUCCUCGAAGCUUACGGAACACUUGAUAAAUCUGGGAAGGCGAAGGAGGCAAGUGACUGCGCUAACAAAUACGUCCAGCAGGCGAGACGGUCACAAGAGCAUGCGGCCCUGUGCCGAAAGUGGGCUGACAAUGAAGAGCGCCUGCGGACCGAGGAAGUAGAAUCCAUUAUUCGUGGACGAUUUAAGGAGCUACGCGCACUUGGAUGGGGACCGGAGCUUGACUUUAUCAAGACCCGAGACUACACGCCACUCUCUCAACACAAGCUUGUACUUGUUGCUAAGAAGCUCACCGACCGAGUAUGGCAGAACAUACAAAGCGAGUUCAUCCAUUGCAUGGAAGGGAUACGCGAGGAGCGCUUGGAACAUGAGUUCAAACCCGUGCUGGCGAAGCGCUGGCCCAUCCUAGUGAGCGCUGGCAACGAGCUACUAGACCGGUAUCUAGGCGAACAUCCAGACCUGCUGGCUUACGGAUUCAACGUUGGGGACCUCGCUAUCUCUCAGGAGUUUCGCAACAUAAUGAACGAACCUGCCGACGAGGACGUGGACAUCACAAGCUUUCUCGCCCUAGAGGGGCAUGUGGGCACGAUUGUGGAGAGAUGGCGGACACGCGUCUGCGAAGAACUGCGCGGAUUAUUCGUCAAGCACGAGAUCAAGUUGCCUGAAGGCAGGGACCCGCUUGAGCUCGCCACAACACUGUUCUCCGGCACUAGCACCCCCUUCUGGCAACAUGCAUUCUUUCCGGAUGUCGUUGCAGAUCAGCGUCCGCGCUUCUCUGUUGAUUUCGAAGCGAAAGACGGGUACGAGAGAUUGGUGGAUGAAUGUGAACAUAUAUGUGUCACUUGGCGUGGCGCGAUACUAUCCUCGGUUAAAGGCGGCUGGCACAAAUGGCGAUUGGCCAGCAUAGAUGAGACUGCCAAGGUGAAGGAACUCGAGAUGGUGAGAUUAGAAAAGGCAAAGCUGUGGACGUGGACCAGAUGUGAGACAUCGCGCAUGCCCGUGGAUCGACACGCGAUAUGGGAGCAUCUCCGAAACGAUCACGAGAUUGAACGUCCGGAGACAGCGAAUGAAGCCAUCAAGAUGAACCGGAUUUUGGCAUCGACAGUAUUGGGGCGAAUUAUGAUCCCUGUCGGUAAACUGCCAGCGUGA
This is a messenger RNA of Fomitopsis serialis, 1617 nucleotides long. RefSeq lists its product as uncharacterized. The coding region runs from base 1 to 1617 and encodes 538 amino acids. The transcript is spliced from 11 exons. NCBI's taxonomy places the organism in Eukaryota, Fungi, Basidiomycota, Agaricomycetes, Polyporales, Fomitopsidaceae. The record is from RefSeq and is a predicted model, not a curated record.